AUCCCAAUAAUUGCCGCACCGAAAUACAAUGUAGAGAUGUUGCCUCCAAAGUCUUACCUAAAUGUGUUCGAUUACAAUAGUAUUAAGGAACUAGCAGACGAGAUGGUCAAAGUCGGAGAGAAUGAAACGCUUUAUAACAGUUAUUUUAAUUGGAUGAACAUUUAUAAGCGUAAGAAGAAAUCCAUAUAUUGCAGAUUAUGUGAAGAACUUUAUGCCAAUAGAACAGCACAAAAUUAUGUUGACAUAGAUGAAUGGAUCAAUGAUGAUAUUUGUGAAAAACAGACGUUAUGGACAUCGCUGUUGGCAUUAUUCGAGAGGUGGUUGUUUGAUAUCGGAUUGGUAUAAAAAACAUGAGCCACAUAACAGAUCAUAUGUGUGAAUACUGCAGUCGUCAUCAGUCGUAAUGGUAUGAUGACAUGAACCCCGAUCGUCAGAUUCCAAUGAAAAUUCUAAUGAUUAUACAGUUAUGACAUUAAAUGUUAUAAUGCUAUAUCUCAUAUA
Molecule: messenger RNA, 501 nt
Organism: Ruditapes philippinarum (Manila clam)
Lineage: Eukaryota; Metazoa; Mollusca; Bivalvia; Venerida; Veneridae
Product: glycoprotein 3-alpha-L-fucosyltransferase A-like
Exons: 2
Coding region: 37-345 (102 amino acids)
Cellular component (GO): membrane
Molecular function (GO): alpha-(1->3)-fucosyltransferase activity
Source: RefSeq, a predicted model, not a curated record